Dermacentor andersoni is the source of this 4024-nucleotide messenger RNA. RefSeq names its product G-protein coupled receptor-associated protein LMBRD2B. Gene Ontology annotation, cellular component: membrane. Lineage: Eukaryota; Metazoa; Arthropoda; Arachnida; Ixodida; Ixodidae. The record is from RefSeq and is a predicted model, not a curated record.
ACAUCAUGCGUCGCAGGGAAGCACACAAACCAAUCGCAGGGUGCCGCAAUGGCCACUCAGUUGCCGCUGUAAAUUUCACGAUCCCGUUCUGGCACUACUCCCCGUACUUCUCAGAAGGUCUGCAUUUAUUGAUAGAGAUGGUCAUAGUAGCCUUACCGAGCACCGGUGGUGACCAUAGACGACCUGACGCAUUUUGAUCGCGCCGCCGCUUGUACGCAGUGGUCUGCCGCUUUUCUCGGUGCGUGCGCAUCUCGUACUGACUAGAUCGCCAAGGUGGAAGAUGGUGGUGGGCCCACUGGUGUCCGAGGUGUGCUUCACCUUUGUGCUAGCGGCUGUGCUGUUGCACCGGUAUGGCAACUUCAGCCAGCAUCCGCUGCUGGUCACAGUCAGCGUGUUUGUGGCCUGGUACUUUUCUUUCACCAUCAUCUUCAUCCUGCCUCUGGACGUGUCCACGGCGGCCUACCGGCAGUGCCUGCACGAUGCCAGCCUAGUGCCCAGUAAUGGAACAAUGAGCAACAGCACCCCUCUCCACCAAGCAGCCUGUGUGCAGCCCUGGAGCUUUGUCCCAGAAGGGGUCCUGCAGAGCCUCUGGCGUGUCGUCUACUGGACGUCCCAGGCCUUGACCUGGUUGAUCCUGCCUCUGAUGCAGUCGUACUCUACGGCGGGUGAGUUCACCAUGGCCGGCAAACUGCGGCGUGCCCUGAUUGAGAAUGCCAUCUACUAUGGUAGCUACCUGCUCAUCUUUGGUGUGCUGCUUGUCUACCUUGCUCUGCAGCCAGGCAUGAACCUGGAUGCGGCCAAGCUGAAGGUGGUGUGCGUGAGUGCCAGCAACACGUGGGGCCUGUUCCUGCUGGUGCUGUUGCUGGGCCAUGGCCUGGUGGAGGUGCCGCGGGGCCUCUGGCACCGGGCCCAGCCUGGACACACCUUGUGUCACACCUACUUUCGGGCGGCGAAGCUCAGCCUCGAACGGGCCGAAGCACAGGAGCGCCUCGACGACCUCCUGCAGGAAAUCCAGCAAGUGUCAAGCAGCCUCAGCUCGGGCCAUCUACAGCGCCACAUGGAUGUCAUCCUGGCUAAGCUUCCUGAAGGUACCAAGGUCAGUGGCCAUUCCCGGCAGCGAGUCAACGCUGAGGUGGACAUCCUGUCAGGCUCGGUGGUCACUGAGCGCACCCUCGUUCGGCUGCACCAGCAGGUGAUCCGAGCUCUGCAGCACGAGAACCGCACCAGCUGCCAGUGGCGACUGCUGGUGGAGCAGGCCCUGUACCUGGAGGACGUGGCACGCACCUCAGAGGCUGGCCGUGGGGAACGCCGAUUGCGCUCGCCAACCCUGCUAGGUUCCUGGUGUGGACCCACCGUAGAAUGGUACUGGCUGUGCCGGGUGCGCAGUGUGUGCCUGCGGGCGCUGUCCCUCCUGCUGGGUGUGUGGAGUGUGGUGGUUGUGUGGAGCGAGAUGACCUUUUUCAUUCGCUCACCCAUGGUGUCCCUGUUUGGGCUGUUCCACCGGGCGGCUGAGCGGCGGCAUGACUACCUCGCCAUUGAGUUGAUGAGCAUUGUGACCCUGGGCUACCUGUGCGUGUGCGCCUACUACACCGUGUUCCGGGUGCGGGUUCUCAACUAUUACUACCUGGCACCGCAUCACCUGACGGAUGCCUACAGCCUGGUCUUUGCGGGCAUGCUGCUGUGCCGGCUCACGCCACCACUCUGCCUGAACUUUCUUGGCCUGCUGCACCUGGACACGCACGUAUCCUCCGAGGCACACCGUGUCGAGACUGCCUACACCGAGAUCAUGGGCCAUCUGGAUCUGAUUCCGAUUGUGGCACGAGGCUUCAACCUGUACUUCCCGACACUUAUCUGCGUGCUAUGCCUGGCCACCUGGUGGCACCUGGGAAGUCGACUGCUGCACUGCCUCGGCUUUGAGCAGUUCAUCACUGACGACGAGCUCACGGGGGACCUCGUCAACGAGGGCAGGGACCUCAUCAAGCGGGAGCGCGGGCGACGUCAGAGGGCGGCAGACCAGCGACGGAGGCCUGCUGUUCCAAGGCAGCCACUGGCGGAUCACUCGCCCCCCAAUGGAGGAGGCCUGGGCCUGACCCGCUCCGGCUCAGAGGAGAGUGCACGCACCGAGUUGCUCCGCGGUGUGGAGCCCCUGGCCGGCUACACAGCUCCGCGGGCAACCGAAGAUGCUUGGCGGCGACCCUUCUCGUCUCCGCCCAGAGGACUCUUUGAUGAUGUCUGAGGCUGGAAAGGCAUCAUACAUGUCCACCAGGCACAAGUUUCGAGUUGAUCCAGAUGACCGCAGUCACCGUUCAGUGAAAAAAACUUGGUGGUGAAAGUCCGCUCAAGUUCGCGCAGAAACUGCAAAGUGACAUCAACCAUGCAGGUGUAACUUCAGGUGUAACAUCAGUCAUCACCGCCAGACCAAACAGACGAAAAAGCUGCCAACUGUGCUAGGACUCCUGGCAGGCAUUGCACUGUCACUACGCGGCCAGUGUGUGUGGCGUAGUUCCACUACCGUGAAAACCAGAAUAUAGGUUAGACCAGAAUAUAGAUUGACCCCCCCCCCCCCAAUCUUUAAUUCUUAAGUAAAGAAAAAAUAAAAAAAUAACUGAAGCACUGAAAUUCUGGUUGCUGCACUCCAACACGCUGCUUUUGGCUCCUCCAGUUUCAGAUGCUUUUCUUAUGAUGCUUCAAAUUCACGCUGUGCUGCCAGGUUGCCACGAGCGAGGGCUUUCUUUCUUCUUGAAGUCUAUGGUGAACUGCCAUUGGCUACCACUCACUUUCAAAGAAUAUUGGAAAAAAGAGCCCAGAACCAACACAACUUUGCAACAGGUGCUACAGGACAACCAAAACAACCAAGCUGCCCAUUGUUGCAAGACUCCUAUAAUUUUUUUCCACCAUGACGAAUAUAUAAGAUGGGGGUCGACUUUUUGCUGCGGGUUCUUGAAAAAAAGUUCUACAGUUAAAGCUCUAUCUAACGAAACCCAUUUUUACGAAGUUCUCGAUCUAACACAGAAACUUUAAUUCCCUGACAAGUACCCACAAGGUUCAAUGUUGCCAUCAAUUCAAAUUAACGAAACUAGCUUGCAUUAAACCAGAUUUAACAAAGCUUUUCUAGAAAUAAAGUAGUAAUAAAAGCUGUGAUUUCUUUAUAAUUUUGACGCAGAUGCAUUUUUCUUCAAGAAUGCACUCAAUGCUAUUGACAUAAAACAUCUAAGCACCCUAGUCACGGCCCUAGCUUUACUUUGACAAGGCUGCAUGCUGCACCCAUGCACUGAACAACGUACUCAACAGUCGCUAGCAUUCUUACUUACCAGAUGGCGCUAGGGGCGGCAGUAGUUGGGCCGCCCUAGCGGACUUGUUACAUGCGCAGGCGUGAGUUACUGGCAAAUACAAUGCCGCGGUACCUUUUAGGUGCCACUACGUUACAACUUCAGAUUUCAAAGGAUUGAAAAAUCCCUCACUCAAUUUUCGGAACUACCCGAUUUAACAAAAUAGUUCGAGCUUGUUCAUCACUUUGUUAAGCUGAGUUUCAACUGUACCUAUAUUCCAGUUUUUAAGGUAGAGUGUCACCUCACUAGACACUGGACAGGAGCUGCCAGGAACAAGUGAGUGGUAGCUGCCAUUUUGGCGCAGUACCCACCACAAAAAUGAUUGGGUGCUGACAGGAACAGUAGACUGGGAUGAGUGUCAGCCAGGUUAACAGCGGCAGCCGGAGUGACCAUCCUUGACGAGAGCCUAGAGCUUGAUUGGGCGGACCAGCCGCAGCCUAAGCCAGCAGGAGGCAUGGCUGGCAUGAGUCUGGCCCCCAAGGCCGGAGUAUGCAACAGGACCAGGGACAGCAAGCCUCGUAGCAGCAACAGACUGGCAUGGUUGGACCAGGGACAGCUGGCCUCAUGGUCAGCAAGACUGGUGGCACAGUGGAACCAUGCGCAGGGAGAAGACUGGACGAUGCAGGGGAAAGGACAGGAAAGCCCAUGAGGCAUAGCUGGCUUGCCAAAUAAAGAUGCCCACCCAGCUGAUCGCC